This is a messenger RNA of Exaiptasia diaphana, 2065 nucleotides long. RefSeq names its product importin subunit alpha-2. The record is from RefSeq and is a predicted model, not a curated record. Gene Ontology annotation, molecular function: protein binding; nuclear import signal receptor activity. Gene Ontology annotation, cellular component: cytoplasm. Gene Ontology annotation, biological process: protein import into nucleus. The coding region runs from base 73 to 1605 and encodes 510 amino acids. The transcript is spliced from 4 exons. NCBI's taxonomy places the organism in Eukaryota, Metazoa, Cnidaria, Anthozoa, Actiniaria, Aiptasiidae.
CAUGGCGUCCUARAACUGUUGAUAAAACAUCAAGACUUUUAUUCCGAUUUUAGCUGGUAGAACUCCAUAAAAAUGAACAGGAAGAACCUCUACAAGCCGGGAGUACAAAGCGUCAGCGAACAACGAACUAGACGUCGAGGAGUUGAAGCUGAUUUACGGAGAGAAAGGCGYGAAAGACUCCUAACUUCYAAGCGCAUUCGGUUCGAAGAAGAGGUUGAAGCAGAUGAAGAAAACAUUGAAGAAUUCACCGUUCAACAAGUGUGCGARCUUGCAAAGGCGAUACAAAGAAACGAUAAUGAUACACUUCAUUGUUUGCGUAGUUUGAGAAAAGCUUUUGCCCAGGGAAGCGAGUUAAUUCAUGUAUUUUUGCACGUUGAAAAUGGCCUACGAGCUGUAGUCACUCAUCUGACGGGCAGUAACAUCGACCAUCAACUCGAGGCUGCUUGGUGCGUGACAAAUCUAUCGGCYGGUACACACGAGGACACGAUGACUGUUUUGAAAGCUACAGCRCCUUAUCUUAUCACAUACCUUAGUGGGCAAAAUCUACAAUUACAAGACCAGUGUGCCUGGGCWUURGGAAACAUGUCUGGGGAUUCUGUGGAAUGUCGGGAUAUGUUGAGGUCCCAGGGUAUAAUCCURCCUCUUGUAAAACUCUUACAGUCUGAGAUGCCAACUGUGGUUCAGUCAGCUGCUUUUGCUUUGUCUAACCUUUCAAGAGGACAAGGAAAUGCYUCUGAGGAAAUCCUUAMUGCUGGAAUAGCACCACUGCUUGUCAAUCAUCUAGUCCCAGGGAAUAGCUCUCUUGAAGUGAUAGCUGAAGUCUGUUGGGUUCUAACUUAUCUGACUUCUAAACCCGCCUACCUUCCUCAGUUUGUAGCAUUAGAAGUUAUUGAUUAUUUGGUGAAAAUGCUUCAUAGAGUUCUGCAAGAAAGUCCUGACAAUAGCCAAGUUAUUACACCUAUACUAAGAUGCAUUGGAAAUAUAGCCAGUGGCCCAGAUGAAUAUGGUAGCAUGGCCAUGCAAGAUGGAACCCUGCUACCUACCUUAGCAGCCUGYUUUCAAUCAAAUCAUCGUCAUAUUAGAAAAGAAAGUCUUUGGGUUUUGUCUAACCUUACUGCAGGACCUGCAGAACAUUYAAGAGCUGUUGUCUCACAAGUUGCUCUUGUUCCUAUUAUUGUMCAGAUGCUGACCUCAGAAACAUAUGACUUGAAGAGAGAGGCAGCAUUGWCACUUUGUAAUAUUGCAUAUCACAGUCCAGAAUUCCUGAGGGUUAUUCUUGAUAAUGCUGGCAUGACUGGUUUUGUUAAUAUACUAAAAUCACACGACCAGGACACUGUUCUUACUGGCCUACAGUUUGUGGAAAUGUCAUUACGGAUAUUUCCAGAUUCAAAGCAAWGUUUURAAGAAGCAGAAGGAGUUGCAUGCCUCGAGGGACUGGAGUAUAACUGUAAUGAAACACUGCGACAGUAUGCUAAUGAACUUUUAGACAAUUAUUUCAUGGAAGGAGAAGAAGAGGAGGACGAGGGUCUUAAUGAUGAUCAGCAAGAUGCAGACUUGACAUUGCAGCAAAUGAAUAUUGCUACUGCAACAGAAACUGGCAAUUGAAAUUGAACUGUUUUUUAUUGAUUAUAGUCUUUUAAUAUUUAGCAUUUUGUAUUAAUUUUGGUUGUUCCUUGUCAAGUCAGAAAAGAACUCUUGCUUGUGGAAGAGCUGCCAUUGCUACUAGUGUUGAUGUAAUAUAAGGGGAAAUAACCAACAUGCMCCAACCAGCAACAUUUGGUGUUCCUUUGCCAGUAAUGAUAUUGCAACUUGCCCCGAGGGUUUUUUAUCUGGGACCCAUUACUAACAACAAGCUGUUGUGAAUCAUGAAAGGAGAUAUUCCUAUAAUAUUAGAAAUCUCUACAAUACCAGUAUGUUAAUAUCAAAUUCUCAAUGAAUGUCCCAUGUUAUAAUUAAAAUUUGUAAUGUACAUUUUAAAUAUCAAAGGAAAUACAAUACAAAUGAUUUCGUUAAACAAGGAAUGAGAUAAUGGUAUCCCUGUGUAAAUCAAGGAGGAGGGCAACUG